AUGGGCUCCAAUGCUGGGUUAACAGCUGAUCAAAUCAAGCUCAUCAAGACCACCGUGCCCGUUCUAGCCGAGCAUGGCAACACCAUUACAUCUGUGUUCUACAAGAACCUACUCGACGAGAACCCAUCGUUGAACAGCAUCUUCAAUAUCCCCAAUCAAGUCAACGGUCACCAACCGCGAGCUUUGGCCGGUGCUCUUUACGCAUAUGCCGCCCACAUCGACGAUCUGGCUGCAUUGACCUCGGCGGUCGAAUUGAUCUGCAACAAGCAUGCAUCGCUCUACGUCCAGCCCGAGCACUACUCGGUCGUCGCCAAGUACCUCCUCGAAGCAAUGAGCCAAGUUCUUGGCGAAGCUUUGACUCCAGAAAUCAAAGACGCCUGGGCUACAGCCUACUGGCAACUUGCGGAUCUCAUGAUCUCUCGUGAAAGGAAGUUAUACGAACAAAGCGCAGAUUGGACCGACUGGCGUGAGUUCCGCAUCACGGAUAAAAUCGAGGAGUCUGAUGAGAUUACGUCUUUCUACCUCGCCCCUGUGGACGGCAAACCUCUACCUUCCUUCCGUCCAGGCCAGUACAUCUCCGUUCAAGUGUACGUCCCCGAGCUCAAGCAUAUCCAGCCGCGCCAGUACUCUCUCAGCGAUAAGCCAUCCCCAGAUUACUAUCGCAUCAGCGUGAAGAAAGAAUUGGGCAUCGACACUGCGGACCCCAGUGCAGCUGCUCACCCAGGCUAUGUGUCGAAUCUGCUACACGACACGUUCAGCAAGGGUGACACACUGAAAGUGUCACACCCGGCGGGCGACUUCUUUUUGCCAGCGACCAAAGAAAAAACUUCGAAUCCAAUUGUUUUGAUCUCUGCUGGAGUUGGGUUGACGCCGUUGACCUCGAUUCUGAACACACUUAUCUCCACUGAGGAGUCAACAACCCGCAAACUGCAUUUCAUCCAUGGUGCUCGAACUUCAUCCGCGCGCGCGUUCAAGGAGCACAUCUCCACGCUCUCUACAAGAUAUCCCAACUUGCAGACAACGUUCUUCACAAGCCACCCUUCCUCAACCGAGAAGGAAGGUCAGGACUACACCUUCACCGGACGCGUGGAUUUAAGCAGGCUGGACUCAAAGGAUCUAUUCCUCGAGCAUGAAUUCGCCGAAUACUACAUCUGUGGACCAGAGAAAUUCAUGACGGACAUGGAAACAAGCCUCAAGGCACAGGGUGUCUCCGCUGACCGGAUAAAGAUAGAGCUUUUCGGGACUGGCGGUCUGGCUCCCUAG
Penicillium maclennaniae is the source of this 1263-nucleotide messenger RNA. RefSeq names its product flavohemoprotein (gene fhpA). Gene Ontology annotation, biological process: cellular response to nitrosative stress; nitric oxide catabolic process. The record is from RefSeq and is a predicted model, not a curated record. Lineage: Eukaryota; Fungi; Ascomycota; Eurotiomycetes; Eurotiales; Aspergillaceae. Bases 1 to 1263 code for a protein of 420 amino acids. The transcript has a single exon. Gene Ontology annotation, molecular function: FAD binding; heme binding; oxygen binding. Gene Ontology annotation, cellular component: intracellular anatomical structure.